Molecule: messenger RNA, 279 nt
Organism: Cyphomyrmex costatus
Lineage: Eukaryota; Metazoa; Arthropoda; Insecta; Hymenoptera; Formicidae
Gene: kud
Product: oligosaccharyltransferase subunit 5 kud
Exons: 2
Coding region: 7-249 (80 amino acids)
Cellular component (GO): oligosaccharyltransferase complex
Source: RefSeq, a predicted model, not a curated record
CAAAAAAUGGUGGAAAUCGAGUCAAUGAUGAGAUAUGUCUCGCCGGUGAACCCAGCUGUUUUUCCUCUGUUGGCUGUGGUGCUAUUAGGAAUUGGAAUAUUUUUCACGGCCUGGUUCUUCGUGUAUGAGGUUACCAGCACGAAAUUCACACGAGAUAUAUUCAAGGAAGCACUAAUUUCAUUGGUCGCAGCGUUAUUCUCUAGCUUUGGAGUACUAUUUCUAUUGCUUUGGGUUGGAAUUUAUGUAUAAAUAAUGUCGAUAAGGAGUUAAAAUUUCUAC